AUGUCUCUUGUUGCGGAUUAUAGUUCAGAUGUUUAUAGUAGUGGAGAAGAAGAGGAAAAAACGACUACAACAAAUAAAAACGAACUUUCUUCAUUAAUUCCACCACCAAAAAAAAAGAAAGAUGGUCCUGUAAAAAUAGUGAUUGAUUUACCUUCUUUCACCAAAGACGAAGAAAGUGAAGAUGAAAAAAAAACUAUAAAAAAUAAUGGCAGGGGUGGUAGUGAUCUACUUUCUUUAUUACCUGCACCAAAAAAUUUAAUUAAAGAUAAAGCAUCAAAUAAGUCAAAUCUAGCUAGUGUAAAACUUAAUGUCUCAUCAACAAUUGAAAAUUCUAAUAUAUUAAAAACUGAUUCUUCUACUACUACUUUCUCUCCUUCUUCCCAUCUUAAUCCAAAAUCAUUAUCAAAUGAAUUUUUGUCUAAUGAACAUUAUAGUUAUAAUAAUUGGGAAGGAAGUAGCACUAGUACAUAUACAAAUAAUCAAAUUCAAAAAUUAGGUGGCAGAAGAGGAAAAGAAGGUCCAAUCAAAAUCAAAGAAAUCAAUGCAGCAGACCAAAUGGCAGAUGCAUGGCAAACACAAAUGGCAGAUAUUACAAAACCUUCAAAAGGAACUGGAAGUGGCCACUCAAAUUUGAAGCCAAGUAAGGUACAAAAAAGAAAACACAAUUUAAUGUAUUUGGCAUAUCAAGCAACUUCAAUGGAAAAUGAUUUAAAGGAACAAUUUGCAACUAAUAAAAAAACAAAGAGGGAAACUCAAGCAAAAUACGAUGAUUAUAUUAAGGUUUAA
Messenger RNA from Entrophospora sp. SA101, 786 nucleotides. The record is from the annotation of a GenBank genome assembly. NCBI's taxonomy places the organism in Eukaryota, Fungi, Glomeromycota, Glomeromycetes, Entrophosporales, Entrophosporaceae.